AUGUCACAACCACAAAAUACAUUCAAAUUGAAUGAUGAUAUUCACCAUAUACCAAUGAUUGGUCUUGGUACUUAUAAUGGCGCAAAAGUAGGUGAGGUUGGGGAUGCUGUUAAAGUUGCUUUAAAAAGUGGAUAUAGACAUAUUGAUGGUGCAGCAAUUUAUAUGAAUGAAAAAGAGAUUGGACAUGCAUUAAAAGAAGUAUUUGCAGAAGGAGAAAUUAAAAGAGAAGAUAUUUUUUAUGUUAGUAAACUUUGGAAUUCAUGCCAUCAUGCAAGUUUAGUUCGUAAACAUUGUGAAAAGACAUUGGAAGAUUUAGGAUUAGAAUAUUUAGAUUUAUAUUUAAUUCAUUGGCCAAUUGCAUUUGAAAAUGCAGAUCCAUCAGGAACAACCACUCAACCAUUGAGAGACAGCGAUGGUGAACCAGUGCUAGCAGCAGUUUCAAUCCGUGAAACAUGGCAAGAGAUGGAGAAAUUGGUUGAAUAUGGAUUGGUUAAGUCAAUCGGUGUUUCAAAUUUCAAUGUUCAAAAUUUAGUUGAUCUCUUAACUUAUGCUAAAAUUAAACCGGCAAUUAAUCAAGUUGAAGUUCAUCCAUACCUUAGUCAACCAAAUUUAAAGUAUUUCUGUGACAGAUAUGGUAUCGUCUUAACAGCCUAUAGUCCAUUGGGUCAAGGUAAAUGCGAUCUUUUAUCAAAUGAAACACUAAAAUCAAUCGCUGAUAAACAUAAUAAAACAGUUGCAAAUGUUAUCUUCAAAUGGUUGAAUCAAAGAGGUAUUGUAACAAUUCCAAAAUCUUCAAAUCCUGCUCGUAUCAUUGAAAAUUUCAAUAUCUUUGAUUUCCAAUUAUCAAAUGAAGAUAUGGAUAAAAUUAAUUCAUUAAAUUCAAAUCUUCGUACUUGUACACCUGCUAAUUUUUGCAAAAUUCCAUUAUUCGACUAA
Dictyostelium discoideum AX4 is the source of this 936-nucleotide messenger RNA. It is a transcript of the gene alrB, whose product is annotated as aldo-keto reductase. The record is from RefSeq and is a predicted model, not a curated record. Gene Ontology annotation, molecular function: aldose reductase (NADPH) activity; alcohol dehydrogenase (NAD+) activity; oxidoreductase activity. The transcript has 2 exons. NCBI's taxonomy places the organism in Eukaryota, Evosea, Eumycetozoa, Dictyosteliales, Dictyosteliaceae. Bases 1 to 936 code for a protein of 311 amino acids.